GACGCGUCCACUGUGUCUGGACUAUAGACAGUACUUUAAUUAGCAUAGCAACGCCUGAGGUCUGUAACCACGACACAGGUAUUUUGCCCAACGGAAUAGCUACAUUCGAUAUGGCUGAGCCGGAGCUUCUGCUGGAUUCCAAUAUCAGACUUUGGGUGGUUUUGCCCAUUGUCUUCAUCACUUUCCUUGUUGGGGUGAUUCGACAUUAUGUCUCCAUUCUGCUUCAGAGUGACAAGAAGCUGACGUUAGAGCAGGUAUCAGACAGCCAGGUUCUCAUCAGGAGCAGAAUCCUCAGAGAGAAUGGGAAGUACAUUCCAAAACAGUCAUUCUUGAUGAGGAAGUUUUACUUCAAUAAUCAAGAAGAUGGAUUCUUCAAAAAUACCAAAAGAAAGGUUGUUCCUCCCUCCCCAAUGACAGACCCCAGCAUGCUGACAGACAUGAUGAAAGGCAACGUGACCAAUGUGCUUCCCAUGAUCCUCAUCGGAGGCUGGAUUAACUGGACCUUCUCAGGGUUUGUCACAACCAAGGUUCCUUUUCCUCUCACCCUGCGCUUCAAGCCCAUGUUGCAACAAGGAAUCGAGCUACUCUCACUUGAUGCUUCCUGGGUGAGCUCAGCGUCGUGGUAUUUCCUGAACGUGUUUGGGCUGCGAAGCAUGUACUCCUUAAUUUUAGGACAAGAUAAUGGUGCAGACCAGUCCAGGAUCAUGCAGGAGCAGAUGAGUGGUGCUGCCAUGGCCAUGCCUGCAGACACCAACAAAGCGUUCAAGGCAGAAUGGGAGGCACUUGAGCUAACUGACCACCAGUGGGCGCUGGAGAAUGUUGAGGAGGAGCUCAUGAGCAGGGAACUGGAUCUGGAUGGAAUGUUCAGUAAGGAGUUACCAACGGGUAUCUUCUGAUUGCCAGUUCAUUACUGCAGGGAACCUGCCGCUGGACAACAUUUUAGUUUUACUUAAAGUGGCUGACUUGGAGUUUCUCUAGGAAAUGACAUAGAGAACGAUAUCUACAUUCAUUUCAGUGCCAUCAUUGUCCAUUUACAUUUAAUUGUAGAUUAAUUAACAGAACAUUAUAGUAUGGAGUUCAGUUAAUAAUUUAAACUAUUUGAAAGAUUCAGCCUCAGCUAUGUAAAACUCAUUACAAAAAAAAAACGUUAAUGUUAAAAACAUUUUUUUUUAAAGGUGAAUGAAAAUGUGUUGUGUCACUACUUUGAAUCAUGUUUGACUUUGUAGUCUGAUUCCACCUACCUUCCAUUUGUUUGGUCAUACUUGUUGGUUAUUUGUGAGCUUAUUGAAGAAAAGAAAAAAGUGUAAUAUUAUUAGUAACUCAACCCAUUUGUAAUAGGUGGCUCUUAGCAACAUAAGACAACUAGCUGUUGAAGUAAAAAAAAACAAAAAAAACAUGGUUAUUGCUGAUGAUUAAAUUCCAGUUAAUCUUUUAUCAUUCCUCUUUCAGUUUGUGUGCAGCAUCAGCAGCUUCUUGUCAUGGCUGACAUGAGGCAAAUCUAGACAUUGAGUGCUGGAAAACAACUGUGUGUGAUAGUUUUAUGCAAUGUGUUAUUUUUAAUAUUUAUUUCUCCAAUUUAUUUUUUAACAUUUCCCUUGUGUUUUUGUAUAAAGACUGUUUUGACUAAA
Messenger RNA from Coregonus clupeaformis (lake whitefish), 1628 nucleotides. Its product is annotated as ER membrane protein complex subunit 3. Bases 111 to 896 code for a protein of 261 amino acids. The record is from RefSeq and is a predicted model, not a curated record. The transcript has 9 exons. Gene Ontology annotation, cellular component: EMC complex; membrane. Lineage: Eukaryota; Metazoa; Chordata; Actinopteri; Salmoniformes; Salmonidae. Gene Ontology annotation, biological process: protein folding in endoplasmic reticulum.